UGUAUGGCUGGUGUUUGAUGGAGAAUUUCCGGUCAGGUGAACUAUGUUUUGAUCGUGAAUUAAUUUUCCAUAGUUUAUUUAUUAAUUGACCAUUUUUAUUACGGAUUAAAUUUUAAACAACAUAUUAUUUAUUUGAAAUGAACUCUUUUGGUACCGAUCCAGUUUUCGUGUAUUGUUAAGUGGUUUUGUUGAAUCUCAGUUUCUUACCAGUUGAAUGUAAACAAAAAUUGGACUGUUGUUUCUAAAUCAUCUUAUGUUGACAUUCUUAUUUCAUGUAAAAAGGUGAUGUCUUUUCAAAAUGAAUGUUUUUCCCAAAGAAGCUCCUAUUUACGGAGGUGGAAAAAUAAUUGUGGAACUUUAUAAUGAGCUACCUACUGAAGGUUCAAGUUAUUUUUUAGUUUUUAAAGGAUCACAGCAAAGACAUACAAUAUGUGCAGAUCCAACUUGGAAUAAUAGUUUUCUACAACUUUGUGCUGCAGUACCAAGUCACGCGACAGCCGAGGAAGUGGAGCUGUCGGCUUAUGUGUCGUCGGGCAUUGGCGUGGUCCGCGUGGCCUCGACCGACUUCCAAUACGAGAAUGACUCGGCUCAGCAGAUGGCUGCUUUCCUCCUGGGCAGCGUAGACAACCUCAAGGACCUGGGCAACUGCGGUGAACGAUUCCACUUAGCACCACGCGACCAGACCGACCUGGACGAACGACUGACGGCGGCAUUCAAAACAUUCCAACUGCCACAAUGUUGGAGUAUGAUGGGCACAGAUCUGAGAGGUACAGAAGCAGCUGAAAGAUUGCUCCAUUUCUCUGCCCGCUUAGGACUGACGCAGUUGACGACGCACUUUCUCACUCUGCCUGGAAGUCAGGUUGCCCUCUCGUCGCAAAACCACGAGCGACUGCUGCCUGAAGAGCUAGCCUUCAAAAAUGGCUUCCACGACUUAGGGCAGCUGUUGCAAUAUUACAGAAAGCAAAGUACUGUUUUUCAUCCUUAUAAGGCAGUUUUAGAACAAAAAGAAGAAAGACAGCCUUUGGUAAUCACUACAGAUAUUAAACGAAGCUCAAGAGAAAUAGAAAAUGAUAUCCAAGAGCUGAUGAAGAAGAAAUUAUAUUUAUCUGAUUUGGAAUCUGACGACGGCGAUUCAGAAAACAUGAAAGAAUUAAAUACCACAAAAAACGGAAAUCUUUUCCAAGAUCUGAGUUCAAAACUUAAAGAUGUGCAUAUGUUCAAUACUGCAAAUCGGUCAGCAUCUUUACCGAGACAGGUGUUUCGAAAUCAAGCUCCUCGUUAUCAAGGCAGGGUUCUUGAGGAUAAUCUGCGAAGAAUUCGAGACAUCCACGAAGGAAUACAAAGGCUGAGAGAGCUGAAUACUAAGCAGAUUGUGGUUCAUUCCACGAAAAAUGGUCCAGCCCGAUUAAGCAACUCUUGCCCAGCUUUGUAUAUGACAUCGGGAGAUGAGACAAGUAUCCAUUUAGAUGGAGCCUCUAUCACUAUGAGAAACAUCCAGCAUAGGAGGACAUCACUAUCUUCCAACUCCCAUUCUCUUGAUUCUACUUUCAUUGAAUCCUUCAAUGUCAAAAUCCAUGUGAAUGAUCUGACCCCAGCACCUUCUCAAGAAUUUCUGAAUCUCUGUUCACCCCUCAGUGAAAGUGAUUGCUCCCAUUCUGGUAAACUAUUAUAUGAUGGUUCAAAUAUUAGCAAGAAGUCUAAUAUUGGAGGCACAGCAUCAAAACGUCUUGCCAAAAGAUCUAAUAAGAAAACUCCAACUCGGAGACAAAGCUGGUCAUCUUUGGGUGCUGUUGAGUCUCCAGAAGAUGAAGGAAAGCAAUUAAUUCAAAGAAGGUGGAGUCUUAGUAGUUUAGAUUCAGAUACUGAAGAUGCUUUCUGCAAGUCAAAUUCUACUUCUAGUUUUAGGUCUAAAAACUCCAGAAUGUAUCAUGCUUCCAGAAAUUCCAAUUUGUCUCAAGUGCCCCGAGAGAAGAUUCGCAACUUUUCUGAUGGAAACUGUGAGGAAUCUUUAUUAUCUAAGUCAUCUAAACAGUCUGCAAGUGUUCCAAGUAUAGGCUGCUCUGCAGCAGAUGCAAAAGAAAAUGUAGAACCCCAAAAAACGCACAGUGUUGGAAGUUUGAGUUCAUCUGCAAAGAACUUUUUAGUUUCUUUUCGAAGUCACCCGCUCCAAAAAUCUUUGUCAACACCAACCAUUACAGUAGAAGAUGGAGUGAAUGAUCAAGCCAAAGAAGAUACAAAUAACAGACAAAGUUUAUGCACAAUGCACCCUUUACCUCUUCAUGACUUAAGUCCACAGAUGCAUGAAUCUUUGGAUGGUGAUGAAAGCACAGCUGAAACACAAUCUUUGACUAUUGUGAGAGAUGUACAGAUGAAUUCCGCUACUGCUGAUAGUGAUGAAGACAAAGUGUUUGUUAAGAGGAAGAAGAGGUCCAGCAUAUUUUUCAAAAAGAAACCUGAUAAGCAUAAGUCAAAAGAAGGAAAGAAAAUGGCUCAUCAGUAUUUUGCAUAUUCUAUGUCUUCAACUCCCUGUGAUGUCUGUCUUAAGCCUCUUAAUAAAAAACAAGGUUUAAAGUGUGAAAAUUGUUUGGUUGUUGUACAUGACAGUGCUUGCAAGGAUCAGGUUAUAGAUUGCAAUAAGUUCAAGCUUCAAAGGGCUCAGAGCAAGUCUAAUUAUGUUUCCUUGACAAGUGCUUCAUCAGUAAAUGGAAAUACAAGCCGUUUACCCCAUUAUCCCAAUCGUUACCUUCAUUUGGUGAGGCCAUUAUCACAAAGCAUGGUUCAUCUAGCAAACCAAAACAAAGGUUCACUGCCAAAUAGCAAAUUCAACUUUACUGUAUCGCAUUCCAAUAUCCCACCUCUUGGAGAAGCUGCUUCUAGGUCUAGUUUUGUAAAUAUUAAUAAAAUGUUUAGCGAAGAGAAGGAUGGAGAUGGUGGCUAUGAAUUGCAUUCAAAUAUGAUGGAAAUUAAUUCUGCUUCUAUGGAAUCAUUAGAUGAAGGUGCUGCUGAGAUUAGUGAUUUAGAAGAUAAUCAGAUUCUCAAAUUAACUGAAGAAGAACCUGAAACAUGGAAUGCCACUGUUGACAAAAAGGUUAUCAAGAAGUUGAAAGACAGAGAAAUAAAAAGACAAGAAGCUAUUUAUGAAUUAAUUAUAACUGAAAAACAUCAUUGCCUCACUUUGGAGAUAAUGCAAAAGGUUUAUGCUCAAGGAAUGAUGAAAGAAUUGAAUGCACCUCGGGAAACUGUAGAUAGAUUAUUUCCAUGUCUUGGAGAUUUAGUUGAACUGCAUAAAGCAUUUUUACACAGACUUAGAGAAAGGCAAAAAGAAGGUCCUGUGAUAGAAGUUAUUUCAGACAUUUUGGCUGAGCAAUUCCAUGACCAAAAAGCUGAACAGAUGAAGGUAGCAUAUGGACAAUUUUGUAGUCAACACAUUGAAUCUCUCAACAUGUAUAAAGAAAUGCUUAAAUCUGACAGAAAAUUCCAAAAUUUUAUUAAGAAAUGUAAAAACAAGAGAUUAUGUAAAACCAGAGGGGUUCCAGAAUGUUUACUUCUAGUCACUCAGAGAAUAACAAAAUACAUCUUAAUUAUUGAAUCAUUAAUGAAGGCUGCUAAAGAAAACAAGGAGGAGCAAGAAACUUUAGAAACAAUAAUGCGGCAUCUAAAAAACAUCAUAUCAAGUGUAGAUGUACAAGUUGCAGACAAGGAAAAGGAAAUUCGAUUGCUUGAAAUAUUCAACAGAAUGGAUGCAAAGACUACAAUAUUUUACCGAGGAAAAAAGUUUAAAAAAUCAGACUUACUAGCUUGUAACCGCAAGUUAAGAAAAGAAGGUCCAAUGACAUGGAGAAGUCCUAGGGGAAAAACUAUUGAUGUUACUGCUGUAUUGCUUUCAGAUUUCAUCUUUUUUCUGCAUGAGAAUAAUCAGAAACUUUUCUUCGCUUCAUUAGAAAACAAACCUGGAAUAGUUUCUCUCCAAAAACUUCUUGCACGUAAAAAGGCUGGUCAAGAUAGUUGUGGCAUUUACUUGAUAUCUUCCAAUCCAAAUGAGCCAGAAAUGAUAGAACUUUUCUGCAAAACUCCAAAAGACCAAAAAGCUUGGAUGGAAGCUAUCAGAGAAGCUAUUGACUUGUGCCCAGAUGAAGAUGAAGGUGUGCCAAGUGAAACUGAAGAAGAAAGAAAAUUAGAAGCUGCAAAGGCAGCUCGUGUGAAACAGCUAACAAGUCUUUUACAUGAGAAAGAUCAGAGUAUUGCUCAUAUAUGUGAAGAUAGAAUGCGCAUUUUAGUUGAUCUGCUGGAAAUGGUUGGCAUAGAAGCAGAGCAAUAUGAAAAUGUAAAAUAUUCUCAUUUGGUUGAGAAUCCACCAGGAAAAGAGUCGAAAGAGCUUAUUUCUUCUGCUAUUAAUAGUGCAUCAAGAUUGGCUAGUAAUUUGUACACAUCUGGUACUAAUCUGAGCCGCAGUGUAAGCAGUGCAGGUGAGCGCCAGAGUGACACAUAUGUAUCUCCAUUGUUGCCAAAAAGAGCGGAAACAUUUGGUGGAUUCGAUAAUCCUACUAAAGAACAAGUUGUUCCUGUUGUUAAAGUUCCAGCAUUUAAGAGGAAGCUUCUUCACUUAAAAGAGCAUACAGAGUUAUCUAUUCUGCCUUCUAAAUCAAAAAUGGAAGACAUCAAUUUAGGCGAAUCAUUAGAAACUGCUUUGCAGAAUUUUGGACUUCAAACAUCUCUUUCAGUGAUUGGAAAAGUACCUUCUAUUUGCGGUAGUCCAGAUAAACAGCAUAGUAAAAAGCAGCUUUUGUCACCAAGUUUCAUUCAGCAUGCUAGCUUUCCUCCUUUCAAAGAAGUUAAUUCUGAAAUAGUGAGCUUAACAACAACACCUCUAUUAAUGACUCAAGGAAAAGAGCAGCUAAUGCAGAUUGUGGAGCUUGCUCAUCACUUGAACACUGUUGUUUGUGCUGUAACACAUUUGUCUUCAUCUUAUGAGAGCACAAAAGUACAGUUAGCAGAAACAGAUUAUAAAUUAACAAAGUUGACCAAAGAAAAAGAAGUUCGAGAUAAAAAGUCUAUGUACAGACCAGAGCAUCAACUGGAGGAACUGCGUAAUUUGCAAAAGCAGCUCAAUCAUGACCGAUCUGCAUGGCAGCAGGAAAAGGCUCAAGCUGAAUCCUCAUUAAAAGCUCAGAGGGAAGAGUUAGAAAAAUUACAGGAGCAGUUAAAAACUGAACAGAUGGAUGUCACACAUCAAAGGGAGCUUUUAUACAGGAAACUUGAUGCGCUUCAAAAGCAGGGCAUCAUUUUAAGUCCUUCACAUAAUGUUGUCAAUCUUAACAGUUGCAAUACGCGAGACUCUGAUGCUAAAGAUGAACAGCACAGUGGAACUGCAAUCUCUGAAAGUAUUCAUCCCUCAGCAAAUGACUUUUCUCAUAGACGCACAGUUUCUUAUGAUUUGGGCCAAGAUCGAUCUGAGGAACAUAUUCCUUAUGUAUCAUCUGGGUCCAGUUCUGCUGCACCUUCUCACCGAAUAGAUUCCAAGAACAGACCUGCUCUUAAUAUAGGUGGUGGUGCAGGGACUGGCAAAGUUGUUCCUCUGCAUCUAUCCAAUAGUGCCACUAACAUGCAAAAGCGGCAAUCAGUUGCCGUUCAACCGGUGAAGCAGCAGUUACCUUUGAAACUUGCUAACACUCACUCAGCAAAUGGUGCCACCAUUGCUGUGAGUCAGGCUGGACCACAACAGGUUUUACCAAUGAAACUUGCCCUGGGAUCACUGCAGCCAGGAGCUCAGACUUUGAAUGCAGCAGAAGGGAAGAAUGCUGCACCUAAGAGGUCUCAUAGUGCAGCAAGUAGCCCAUCGUCUACUUUAACGACCCCUGUGCAUGUGCGAGGUGGAAGCAGCCCAGCACUGGUUCAGUCCACGUCACCAACUAACACUACAAUUUCACCCAAAUACAAGGCUGAGAACAGCAUCUUGCAUCAUUUAAAACUUGCUAGUGAAAAGACAAAGAACAAAAAAGAUGAUAGCAACAAGGAAAUCUUUUGUUGAAGAGAAAAUGUGGCUUAUUUUGUGAAAUUCAAUUUGAAAGCCCUUUGUAUGAGGAAGCAAAGUGUUUAAAACUGAUGCUGGUCAUCGUACACUUCAGUCCUCUGGCUGUAUGUAUCUUCACGGAUUUAUGUGUUGUUGGAAGCAUGCACCAGUGCAAGAAACUGCAGGAAGGAGUAAAUUUCUUACAUCUUUGAGUGCAAAUUAGAUAUUUUCCCAACCAAAACCAGUCUUAAUGUGUUGGGAGUAGCCAAUUGUGUGUAUAUAUUUGUAUGUGUUCAGUAUGAGUUAAUUUUUGUAUAUAUAUUUAUAUAAUACAUUGCACCUUAACUUGUUUGAGCUGUAGAAUGUCAGUUUAUAGACCCUACAUAAUUUUUCUUUUCUAGGGACCAAUUAUGUACAAUAUUCAUAACUAUAAACAGUGUGAUAUUGUUUGUGAAACAGAACACUUAAUUUUUGUACAGAUAGCACUAACUUUUUAUGUUUUUUUUUUUACAUAAUUGUGUAUAUUUCAUAAUUUAAAGUAGGGAUUAUUAUCAUGCAAAACAUUUUUUUAAUGUGGCUCAGCACAUAUUUUCUUGCACAAUAGCCAUUUGAGUAAGUUAUCGUAUGGAAUUCUGUAGUUGUGUAGCUUUUUUAAAAACGUAUCCAUGAAAAGAAAAAUAUAGUUACCUACAAAACAAUAGUUAGAGCAAAAACUGCUGUAGAUAAUUAUUCCAGUUGACUUAUUAAACAUAUCAAAUAAAACUUUUAAUUGUUUUAGCUGAAAAGAGAUAUAGUUUAAAAUUUCUUAAUCAUAUAGGUUUCUGCUAUCUGCUUUGUUUGUACUUAAUAUUGGUUAAAUUCAGUAACAGAAAUAUGCAUUAGUUAGUAAAUCAUAAUACUUUAUACAUAAAUUAGUCUUACGAUUUUAAUUUAGUGUGAUAAAUUUUUUUAUUGAAUUAUACUGCAAAGUGGGUUUUUAAUAGGAUCUUUUUAAGUAAUUUUAUUUCAAAUUAAAAUAUGCAUCUGUAUUAGAAGCAUAUCUGAAUAUAAAUAUUUUUUUUUAAUUUAACAGACUUAUUUGAUAAAUUGCAUCUCUUAAGAAUAAAAAAUUCAAAUUUGCCUUAAUCUUCAUUUUUUUAAUCAAUUUUCUUGCAAUGGGUUUUAAUCUUUAAGUAUGACUACUUUGUAAAAUCUUAUAAAAAUGCUAUGUAAGUGUGUAUUCAUGGCUUGAAAUGGUAUCAGGUCUUUAAUUUUGAAGUCUUAAGAACUUUUGAAUUUUUUUUUUUUUUUUAACAAAUCAAUCCUAGUAAAUAAAAUGCAUUUUAGAAUUAGAAAAAUCAAGGACAUAAGUCUGUGAUUUGAGGACCUAUAGAGUACACACAUGUAAUUUAGUGCAACACUUGAAAUUUCUUAAAUUUUUCUAACAAAUAUUCAUUUGUUAGAAAACAAGAUGUUGCAAUCAGUUGAUCGCUUCCUCCUUAUGUGUAGAGUUGUUUGAUAGUUCCACCAAAUGUGCAUUUGUAAUUUUUGGAAAGUUUUCAAUAUAUGUGCCUAAGGUCCCCACUUCAAAGUUGUAUUUUAUAUUUUUAUUUUAAAUUUAUUAAUUUCAAUUUGAUUUUGCUUGGAUUUUUCUUUAUUGUUACAUUAUUGUACUGUUGCAUUUAAGGUAUGAUUUAUUUACAAAAUUUAGAUGUAGACAAGAAUUCUAAUUGACAUGACCAUAAAUACUUUUUUAUUAGUUGAUAAUUGAUAUGAAUAGACUGUAUUACAAUUUGCUUUAAAAAAAUUAAUGAAAACAAUAAAAAAAAGUGCAAUAGAAUUUUUUCCUUAUUAUACUUAACCUUUUAAAAACUUUUUGCUUAUUUUAAGAAAAGAUGUAUUCAAAAUUUGUUUAUUUUUUUCAUUAAAAUUUUUUUUUAAAUCAUAAAAACUUUUUUUUAUGCUCUAUGCUGCUUGAAAAUUUUUUCAAACAGAUAAAAUUAUUAUUUUACUGAGUAGUUUUAAGGUCAUUUAACUAUUUUCCUAAUAAAAUGAAAAAAGUAGAUCAGUCACAAACUUUAAAAAAAUAUUUUAUGAUAUUUAAUAUUACUUAAUAAAAAAGUCGUAAUUUAAUUUUUCGUUUUUUUAAUCUUUUAAUAAUUAAUUAUUGUUGGUUUUUAUUGAUUAUUUUCAAAUCAUUCCUCAUUGUCUUAUAUAAAAAAAAAUUUUUUUCUCCUUAAAAUAAGCUUAUUAUAUAUUUUAAUUAGAAAGUUGAUUAAUUUUGGCUUUAAAUUCUUUAACCAUUUAGUUGAUUUUGCCAAAAAUGUAUAUUGCAUUUUUCGUAUAUAAUAGACAUUUGAUUUACAAUUAAGGUGUUUCAAAUUUUUUUCAGUACGACUAUAGUGCCAUUUCACACAUAUGCUUACAUAUAUGAAAAGAAGUUGGUCAUCAUUGUUUUGUUAUUCUUAGAAUAUACUUUGGAAAUUUUGAUUAAAUUUAAAGUUUUAAAAUAAAAAAACCCAGUUAUAUUUGCAUCUAAGUAACUCUUUAAUCUGAGAUUAAUGCAGAAAAAUAGUGAUGUAACUGAAUUUAGUAAUGGCUUGUAAAUUGAGCAACAUGUAUUGAAUUUUCUGAAACACUUCUAGCUUCUUUUCGUAUAUGCAUGUGUAUCUGACAUCUCCAUUUGUAUUCAUAUUUGAGUGCUGUAUUAUUUAUGCUUCAAAGUGAAAUCUUGGUAAUGCAGUGUAGUAUUUAUUGUACUGAAAGGUAAUAAAAUUGUCCAAACUAGAAAUGCUAAAACUGGUGAUGGGUUUAAUAAAUAAUAGUUGUUUUUUCUGUCCGAUGCAAAGGAAAUGUUACUUCAUAAAUCUUGUUGUAUUUCUAUUUUGUUUCAAAUAAAUUGAUUUACAGUCUGUGA
This is a messenger RNA of Argiope bruennichi, 8906 nucleotides long. RefSeq names its product A-kinase anchor protein 13-like. The record is from RefSeq and is a predicted model, not a curated record. Gene Ontology annotation, molecular function: guanyl-nucleotide exchange factor activity. The transcript has 47 exons. Gene Ontology annotation, biological process: regulation of Rho protein signal transduction. Lineage: Eukaryota; Metazoa; Arthropoda; Arachnida; Araneae; Araneidae. The coding region runs from base 299 to 6028 and encodes 1909 amino acids.